CAUGCCAGGAACCAAACAAGGUUCGGAAGACGAAUCUAAUGCUAGAUCAAAUGAAGAAGAUAAUCCAGAAAUAAGUUGGAAACUAAGAAGCUUGCCACCUUCACACUACAUCUUUAAGAUUGAAAGCUUCUCUUUGCUUUCCGAUGCAAAAGCCGAGUGUUUCCGGUCUGCUGAUUUUGAAGUUGGCGGCUACAAAUGGAAGUUAGCAGUGUUUUUCCUCGAGGAGACAAGCAAAACAAAGGAUACGUAUCUUUAUAUCUACUUCUGUCCAAAUCCAAUCAACUCGCUUUCAAUCAAGAGGUUAACGUAUAUUUCAAGCUUUUCGUUUAUGAUUUUAUUCGCGACAGCUACUGGAUUGUUCAAGAUGCAAAUGAGCAAGUAAGGCGGUUUCAUGAACUAUCAAGAGGAUGGGGAUUCGAGAAACUGAAAUAUGUCGAUGAUUUCAAAGAUGAAUCCAAAGGAUACUUAAUGGACGACUGUUGCAUUUUCGGUGCUGAAGUUUUUGUCAUUGAAAAUGCUAAUAGAGGUUAGUGUUUGUCAUUAAAGGUGAUCGAGCCUGAAUUCAAUACUCAUACAUGGACAAUUGGAAAUUUUUCGGAACUGGAUUUAUUAUCUACUAAAUCCGAAGCGUUUAACAUCGGUGGCGUAAUGUGGAGCAUACAUGUGUAUCCAAAAGGUGUUUGUGCAGAAGAGAGAGGCAAAAACAUAUCCAUGGAUUUAGAACUAAAGGAUCUUCUUUUU
Messenger RNA from Mercurialis annua (annual mercury), 741 nucleotides. RefSeq lists its product as uncharacterized. The record is from RefSeq and is a predicted model, not a curated record. The transcript has 4 exons. Lineage: Eukaryota; Viridiplantae; Streptophyta; Magnoliopsida; Malpighiales; Euphorbiaceae. Gene Ontology annotation, molecular function: protein binding. Bases 2 to 382 code for a protein of 126 amino acids.